Momordica charantia (bitter melon) is the source of this 669-nucleotide messenger RNA. Lineage: Eukaryota; Viridiplantae; Streptophyta; Magnoliopsida; Cucurbitales; Cucurbitaceae. The record is from RefSeq and is a predicted model, not a curated record.
AUGGCGGAUUCUUCGCAACCACCUAAAGAUCUUUCAUCUCCAAUUUUCUUGCUGUCUAACAUCUGUAAUUUGGUAUCUCUUCGACUCGAUUCUUCAAACUUCGUGCUUUGGAAGUUUCAACUUACAGCAAUCCUUAAAGCCCAUAAACUCUAUGGCUUUAUAGAUGGAUCGACACCAAAACCUGCUGAGUUCUUGGUUUCGUMUUYGGACARUUCGUCAUCUGYUCCGCCUGCUGCGAAUCCRGCUUUUAGCGAGUGGAUCGCCAAAGAUCAUGCUCUCAUGACUCUUCUGAAUGCUAYUCUGUCAUCAUCGGCUCUUGCSUAUGUGGUUGGAUGUGAUUCRUCUCAACAGGUUUGGCAAACCUUGGUGAAGCACUAUUCAUCCUCGUCCAGAACAAAUGUGGUCAAUCUGAAGUCAGAUCUUCAGUCUAUCAGCAAGAAACCUGGUGAMUCUAUUGAUYUCUAUGUGCAGCGAAUCAAAGAACUAAAGGACAAACUUGCAAAUGUAUMUGUUCUUGUUGACAACGAAGAUCUGCUCAUCUACACUCUCAAURGUUUACCACCCGAAUUCAAUGYGUUUCGUACUUCGAUGCGUACUCGCUCUCAAUCGGUAUCAUUUGAAGAGCUUCAUGUCCUAUUAGUUUCUGAGGAAGCAGCAAUUGAUAAAUAG